This is a messenger RNA of Megalobrama amblycephala (Wuchang bream), 5678 nucleotides long. RefSeq names its product phospholipase C, eta 1 (gene plch1). Bases 315 to 5429 code for a protein of 1704 amino acids. The record is from RefSeq and is a predicted model, not a curated record. Gene Ontology annotation, molecular function: phosphatidylinositol-4,5-bisphosphate phospholipase C activity; calcium ion binding. The transcript has 23 exons. Gene Ontology annotation, biological process: phosphatidylinositol-mediated signaling; lipid metabolic process. NCBI's taxonomy places the organism in Eukaryota, Metazoa, Chordata, Actinopteri, Cypriniformes, Xenocyprididae.
AGAGAUGAGAGUCGUAUGAGUCGCGAGUGAGAGAAGAGAAGCGCGCGCACCGCACUGAGAUUGGAGAGCUCCUUUCCGCGCGCUUUGAUUACACAAAUCAAAUGGAUUUCUUUAAAUGAUUUAUUUAAAAUGCACAGCCAGGAACUGUUUAUUAGAAUGUAACCGCAGAGAAAUUCCCGAUGAAGGGUGUCAUGUUACAGAUUUGGUUAAUGGAGUGCAGUGACACCUGCAUUCCGAAGCGCGCGUCUUGUUUUCUGAUCGCCGUGCCGAGAGGGAUUCGGUCUUAAUGCGGUGUUUACCUGUUAUCAACUAUAAUGGCGGAGCUGGAAGUUUUGAGAAAUAUCAGUUUGGAGAAGGUUGAGCGAUGCAUGAGUGUGAUGCAGUCGGGGACUCAGAUGGUGAAGCUGAAGAACGGCUCUAAAGGUCUGGUCCGGCUCUUCUAUUUGGAUGAACACCGUUCCUGCAUCCGCUGGAGACCGUCUCGCAAGAGUGAGAAAGCCAAGAUCACCAUCGACUCACUCUACAAGGUCACAGAAGGUCGACAGUCUGACAUCUUCCAUCGGCAUGCGGAAGGGAGCUUUGAUCCGGGCUGUUGUUUCACUAUUUACCACGGCAAUCACAUGGAAUCUCUGGAUUUGGUGACCUCAAACUCAGAGGAAGCGCGGACAUGGGUGACCGGACUCAGAUAUCUGAUGGCUGGGAUCAGUGAUGAAGAUUCACUAGCCAAGAGACAACGCACACAUGAUCAGUGGAUGAAGCAGACCUUUGAGGAGGCUGAUAAGAAUGGAGACGGUCUUCUGAACAUUGAGGAGAUCUACCAGCUUUUACACAAGAUGAACGUCAACUUGCCUCGCAGGAAAGUCAAACAGAUGUUCCAGGAAGCAGACACUGAUGACCAGCAGGGCACACUGACAUUUGAGGAGUUCACUGUCUUCUAUAAGAUGAUGUCAUUAAGGCGGGACCUCUUCCUGCUGCUCAUGUGCUUCAGUGAGAAGAAGGAUCACCUGACCGCAGAGGAACUCGGCAACUUUUUGCGUGUGGAGCAAAAGAUGUCCAAUGUGACUCCUGAGUACUGUCUGGACAUAAUCAAUAAGUUUGAAGUCUCUGAGGAGAACAAGCAGAAUGGAGUUCUUGGAAUCGAAGGGUUCACCAAUUACAUGCGGAGCCCCGUCUGUGAUGUGUUCAACCCUCAGCACAACGAGGUCAAUCAGGACAUGGAUCAGCCUCUGUGUAACUACUUCAUAGCCUCUUCCCACAACACCUAUCUGACCGGAGACCAGCUGCUGUCCCACUCCAAGACGGACAUGUAUGCGUGGGUCCUGCAGGCCGGCUGCCGCUGUGUGGAGGUGGACUGUUGGGACGGUCCAGACGGGGAGCCUAUGGUCCAACACGGUUACACUCUGACCUCCAAGAUCACCUUUAAAUCAGUUGUUGAGACCAUCAACAAAUACGCCUUUGUGAACAAUGAGUUCCCCGUCAUCCUGUCCAUAGAGAAUCACUGCAGCAUUCAGCAGCAGAAGAAGAUCGCUCAGCACCUAAAAGAGAUUUUCGGAGACAAGCUGGAUGUGGCGGAGGCCCUGAACAAAGACCCCAAGCAGAUCCCCAGCCCGAACAGCCUCAAAGGAAAGAUACUCUUAAAGGGGAAACGUCUUCCUCCGUACCUGUCUGCUGAUGCUGAAGAGGGUGAGGUGUCUGACGAUGACAGUGCUGAUGAGAUUGAAGAUGACUUCAAGCUGAAGAAUAGCAUGUCUAACGGGCCCAGUCAGCACCAGGUGGAGUCCCACAUCAGGAAGAAGCUUGACUCUCUGAUGAAAGAGUCUCAGAUCGGGGACAAAGAGGACACCGACAGUUUCUCCAUCCGAGCGCUGCUCCGUGCCACCCAUGAGGGCCUCCAAAGAAACCUGCGCAAGAAUUCCAAAGAUGGCAUGAAGAAAUCCCAGAGCCGCUCCUUCAUCAGCAACCUCAAGCACAAGAGGCACUCCAAGUCAAGGCUGAAAUGUCAGAGCGUUGAAACAGAUGAUGACGGGCAGCAGGAACCAUCAGGUGGACAAUUCAACAGAGGUGGGAGGAGAAGGAAAACGAUAAAGCUGAGUAGAGAUCUAUCAGAUCUGGUGCUCUUCACCAACUCUGUGGCCUCUCAGGAGUGUUUAGAUGAGGGAUCGCCCUUUAAUGUUCUGUCAUUUAGCGAGACACGAGCUCAGCACCUGGUGCACCAUCGAUCUGAGCGCUUCCUGACUUUUAACCAACAACAGCUCUCUCGGAUCUAUCCCUCUGCCUACCGGAUCGACUCCAGCAACUUCAACCCACAGACGUACUGGAAUGUUGGUUGCCAACUAGUGGCUUUAAACUACCAGACGGAGGGUCGUAUGAUGCAGUUGAACAGAGCCAAGUUCAUGGUGAAUGGAGGCAGUGGCUACGUGCUCAAACCCGGCCCCAUGUGUAAAGGCGCCUUUAACCCACUGAAUGAUGAUCCGCUCCCUGCAAAUCCUAAGAAACAGCUGGUGAUAAAAAUCAUUAGUGGACAGCAGCUGCCCAAACCUCCGGAUUCAAUGCUGGGAGACCGUGGAGAGAUCAUUGAUCCUUUCGUUGAGGUGGAGAUUAUUGGUCUUCCGGCUGAUUGCUGUAAAGAACAGACCAGGGUUGUGGAUGAUAAUGGAUUCAACCCUGUGUGGGAAGAGACUCUGUCCUUCACACUUCACAUGCCUGAGGUGGCUCUUGUGCGCUUCCUGGUCUGGGAUCACGACCCUAUUGGACGAGACUUUGUGGGCCAGAGAACCGUGGCUUUCAGCAGUCUCAUGCCAGGAUAUAGACACGUUUAUUUGGAGGGAAUGACAGAGGCAUCCAUUUUUGUCCAUAUCACAGUGCAUGACAUCUAUGGGAAGUGGAGUCCUUUAGUCCUCAACCCAAGCUAUACCAUAAUGCACUUGCUAGGAGCUAAUAAGGGUCGUCAGCUGCGGGGUUUCAGAGGCUUAUUUAAUAAAAGUUCCAAGUCCUCAGUGGACACAAAUAUCGGAGUUCCACCUCGUAAACGAUCCAUAACCGACCAUCUCCUUCGGAGGACUGCCAGCGCCCCUGCCAAGGGACGGAAAAAGACCAAGAUGGCAUUGGCUGAAGCUGCAUAUGACAGAAAGCACAGCACUGGAGACUCUCAACCCACUCAUGUAGAGAGGAGAGCGGGGAACAGAAAAGCCCUCCAACACCGCCCGGCAUCCAUGCCCCUGGAUAAGAUCCUACAAAGUCACCUCAACCUGUCCACCCCAGAAAGGGAGGGGCCUGAUCCUGGAGUUGACACAAUCAUUGAUUCCUUCCUCCAUGAGAAACCCAGAUCCGUCUCAGUGGAUCUUCUCUUUGAAAUGUCUGCCUUCAAAGAACCUUAUGUACAACACAUUUCAGACUGUAACACUGAGCCCAAAGAUACAAAAGAAAUUCCUUACCUGGUCAUUGUGGGCAGUAGGGAAAGUUUGAGUAAUUCUCACCAAGAACACUCAAGAGGUGGUCUCACCCAGACUGAAGCAGAUAAAUUAUGUUCUUCCAAAGGGCCAACAGACCACCGGUCAGGUCCGUCAGAUCAACGUAAUGACGGUGGUAGCUUACAGAACGAAGGAAGUCAAAGAGAAUUUAGACAGUUGGAAGCUCCUAAAAAGAACAUUCUAAAUCCCAAGGCAGCCACGUAUUCCACAACCUCCUCCUCUUCCUCUUCUUCAGGUACCAAAUCGCACCUUCCUAGAAUGGAUCUGCAAGACCAGAAAAGUCAAGUGUCCCUCCAAGACAGUGCUCUCUCUCGCCUUAUUGACGCCGUCUCGUUAGAUAACGAGUAUGACACUUGUGAGUCCAUAUCUGCUCUGAUUGGCCAAUUGGAGCUCACUGCUGAGCAGAGCACCCUACUUCUGUCCAACUCGCAACCCUUGAAAUAUAUCCCAUCUGACCUCCCUCAUCUCAACAAUGAGCUUUCCAGCACUCCACUAAAAUCUGUGCGCACAACCAUGAGACCUUCUAGUCCUGAAACGACUGAACCAGAAGUCUUUACCAUCUUGGAUGAGGAGGUGCUUUCUCCUGUAUCUACAAACAGCUUUUCUCAAAACAAUGGCUUAGUUGACUCUCCUGUGGUGAGCCAGGAAUCCUCACCCAUCAAGAUGCCUGGAAUUCUAAAGCAAAGCUAUUCUAAUGGUUCCUUCAGGAACUUUGAAUUUGAAGGUUACAGAGAAACCUCAAUUAACAGCACAGCCUCUGACCGCUUCUUGCUGUGCCAGGACUCAGUAAGCAGCAGUCUGAUGGAGGUGGAGAUCAAUGUGGACGGGGACCCUUUAGACAACACGCUGACCCCUUCAAGUCCGCUUCGAGAUUUCAGAAGCGUCCAAGGCUUAUCCCCCUAUCACAUACCAAGACUUGGACCCUCAUACCAUCCCUCUCCUGUUCACUCCUACUCCACAAACACAUCACCCUUUCACAGACACUACCAGCCUCCACAACAAAAUCGGUUCUCUAGCACCUACCUUACUGGCAAAUCCCAACCAAGGAAGUUUAACUGUUAUAAUGACACCAGAACGGAUACCACAGAGGCGAGGCCCCAGGAGACAAGAGACCAAAACAUCUUGGUCAACCGACACAAAAGCUCCUCAGAAUGUCUUGCAAAGACUCAAGUCUGCCAUGCUUUGUUAGAGAGGGACUUGUACACACCUGUUUCAGACUACAACAUGACUUCAGUUGAAUUGCAAGAGCCAACUCCACACAGUCAGGCAUUUCCUGUACCUCCUCCUCAGAUCCACAACGGACUCUCCCCAGCUUCUUCUUCCAAGUCCAAGAGCCUGGGAGACCUGACCUCCGAGGACAUUUCAUGCAACUUUCAGAGCAAGUACAAGUCAAUCAGCCGAAGUUUUGUCACUCCUGCAAUGCAAGACCAAAGAAGACGGAUGUGUGGGUUGUCCAGUCGUCCGAAGUCCGCUGAUCCCUUAACCGAGCAGCUUCGCAAGCUUGUGACCUUAGAACAUGAAGAUUAUACGCGUCCCCUUCCCUCUUGUUCUCAACCUGCUCCAAAACCUCUUUCAGUGCUCCCUCUGGUUUCUGCCGAUGAUCAUGAAGACCCUCCACCAUUUCUGUCCAGGCGACUGUCAUCCCGCAGUCAAAGUCGUGUACGUCAUAUAGCCAGUCGUGCACGUGAGAGACAGCAGGAGGCCUCCAAACACCGGGAAGUAGUACUCCGUAAUAAGCCAGUCUCCUCCCAAAACCCUCCACCAAAUAGGCACUCUACAGGCUCUUAUAUCGCUGGUUACCUGGACCAGCUGGGUCCCGAGGCCCGAGGCUUGCCUGAAGGAGCCUGCACCUCACUACACUACGGAUACGGAGAUCGCUACUAUAAUGACGAUUCUGUACUCCCUCCUGACUUCUCCAAUCCAUCAGAACCUGAGGUCUUCUUCCUGCUUAGGCUUUGACCUUGCAUCUCACCUACUGUUUUUGACUGUGCAUGUAUUUCCUAGUUACAGCUGCAACUACAUGUAGCAGGACACUUCCAGAACUGUGUACAUAUACCAUAUAACACGGUCUCCUACAUGUGCUGUAUCAAACUAGUUAUUUUAUAUACAGUACCGGUCAAAAGUUUGGAAACAUUACUAUUUUUUUUUAUUUUUGAAAUAAGUAUCUUAUGCUUAUCAAAGCUGCAUUUAUUUGAUUAAAAAAAAUAC